UGUAGUAGGUGUAGCGUAGCGUCUACGCGCUACCAGCGUGCACCAUGGCGACCGCGCGUUUAGUGGCCCCAGUGCCUCUGUAAAGGACGGCGAUAUCGCGCAGAGAGCAAAGGCCGUGUCCUCGCGCUCCUACGCAGACACGCACGCGAGUACUCACGGACGGAUACGCGAAACCGCGCCCAGAUUCGACGGCGAUCCAGAUGGAGGUGAGCCCGGCGAUCGACGGUGCCGUCGGGUCGGGGGGCCCUCCGUCGGUCGAGGGGAUCUAACGAGGCACGAUCGACGCUUUCUUGAUCGUUCAGCGUCUCGAUCAGGAGGAUGCUCCGCGGGAUACGGCGCAGUGAAGUGUACUGCGAAUGAUCGAGCUACGACGGCGACGUCAACAACUGCGAGGACGACGGAAAAUCCGGAGGAGACGAGUGGCAAGAAAAGAACUGCAGCGGCGAGAAACGCUCGGCAGCUCGGAGCGUUAUUCCCUGAGGAAUUCGAGCGAGCGCGGGUAACGGGCGAGUCGCAGUCCCUCGCGCGUGAAAGAGCGCGUCGACCACGGCACGGAGGAAAAGGUUAACGCUCGAAUUCGAAACUGAGACGCGCGUCUCAGGUAGCGUCGAAGUUUGCUAUAUCACGAAAAUACGAGCGAGUGGCUGACCAUCGCAUGGAUAAUCGUCGCCCGAAGCUCUCGCCUAGGCUUGCUCAGUGAAAGUAUCGCAUUUAGCGCGACCCGGCUGACGCACGCGGAUCGGAUCGACGGGUGACGCGUCAGGGUAUCGACGGUCGCUGAUAAACGGAUGAUUCUCGAAAGCGAAGGCCUCUUCUUCCUGCACAACGUCGCGUAGUGCGCGACGAACCGCUCUGUUUGCGCGAGUGUACGCUCAGUGCGACGUGCUCACCUCGGAGACAGUGCUCGAGGCGACACGCGGAGCCUCAUCCGCGAGUGCCGCACUUCUCUGUUCCCGGAAAGUUCGCGGAAGAUCAAAUUUCAAGGUGACGAAGUAUCGCUGAACGAUCAUCGCGAGUUUUUCUGGUGGGAAUAGUGAGUCAAGAACCGCUGCUGCCACCACUACCACCAGCAGCACAGCAGCUAGUGCAGUGAGUUUUGCUUCAUCUCCGAUGAGUGAAAUAGUUCCGUGCGCACACCGAUGACUCGAGUAGCCUGACGCCAACAUGCGCCGAAAGAUGCACUGGGUAUACAUUUGGUUGACGACGUCGGCCGCGCUCCUGGUCGGAGCCGAGCCAAGCAACAGGUACAGGCAACAGGCUGAGCAGCAGUCGUCGAUCUAUUACACGGAGCCGACGACGUUGGCGAACAACAGCAGCGGUACGACGGACGUCUACGGGAACGGCGUGGCUUUGACCGAGCUGCACGCUGGCCGCAUUGUCCGAGGUCAGAAGUUGCUGCAGAGAUCGAAGAGCCCGUACUUGCUGCGCGAGGACCUGUACAUCGACAGCGACGGCGAGCUCGUGAUCGAGCCCGGAGUGGAGAUCCGCGUCGGCUCGAUGGUCGGCAUCACCGUCCGCGGUGUCAUCACCGCCGAGGGUGAAGCGCACGCGCCGAUUCUCUUGACUGCAGCGGAUGCGGAGUCGCAAGUGCAGACCAUUCAACCGACACCUUCCAUGCGGCUGGUGGACGGACCAAGUCCGUUAACGGGAAGACUGCAGCUCUUUCAUCAGAACAGCUGGCGUUCCGUCUGCACGAACUCGCGAAAUUGGACUCGCGCAGACCUGGAGACAGCUUGCCGGCAGCUCGGCUAUCAAGGUGGACAAUGGUGGUCGUGGUUCGACAGACAAUGGCCGUCCAGGUCGCGUCUCCUCCUCGAGGAACCGGGCUGUCGCGGCACCGAGCCUUCACUGUCGGUAUGCGAAGGAUGGAUGGACAGACAGUUGGGCGGAGGUGUAUGCGAUUACCAUCCGGACAUGGGAAUCUCUUGUUUGCCGUACCACGACGGUGCGACCAAGGCAAUCAAGCACUGGCGGGGAAUACGAUUCGAAAAUGCGGUGCACCACAGAUUGCUGACUCAGAGGAACACGCUCUAUGUGCACCAAUCGAAGUCCAUCCUGCGAAAUGUGAUAGUCGAGUACGCCGGGACCGGGAGAGAGUACAACGUGACGUCGGCGAUACAUGUGGAAGGCGUGCCGCCGAGGAUGGAAUCCAUCUCUAUCUUACAUUCUGCCUUCAACGGUAUAAAUGUUACUAUGCCGGAUGCGCCAGUGGUGAUAAACAAUUGUACCGUCCAAUAUAACAAAGGGUACGGAAUUUAUGUGAACAGCUCAUCCGGCAUGACGUAUAUCGCCGACUGUACGGUACUCGAUAACGGUGCGGAUGGCGUCAAGUACGUGCACUCGGACGAGCGGCCAAACGACAAGCUGGACCGUAUAGGCCUGUACGAUCUGUGCACCUUCCCCACGACGGCCAGUCAGACCUUCCCAACUACCAUAUUCAUGGAACAGAGCAAGUACGCGCUCAACGUGAAGCAAUGCCCGCAAACUAUCUACACGACGUGGGGCCAAGUCUUGACCCUGCAUUUCUUGCAAAUGAAGACCGACAGGAAUGACAGCGCCGUCAUAGAGGUAUACGACGGUCUUGGCACCUCGGAUAAGCUCUUGGCCAGCGUGAAAGUCAGGAACGGGACGUUACCGCAGAGCGUCACCUCGUCACGGCAGAAUAUCUUUUUGAGAUUCACGGCCGAACCGCGGUCGAACACGAUCGUAUUCGUGCGCGUGACGUCGGGUUACCAGAAAAUGUACGACCUCAACGUGACCGGCAGCACGAUAGCGGGCAACAUCGGCCGCGGUGUCGCCGUGGAAAACCUACGAUCUGCUCUGCACAUCCACGAGACCUCGGUGUCGAAUAACUAUCACGUGGCUGGCGUACACGUGCUGGGUGGCGCUAUGGAUGUCAACAUCACCGGCAGCCGCAUCUCGUUCAAUCAAGGGGACGGCGUUAACAUCACCGUUACGGGCGGCAAUCGCAACGUGUCGCGCAGCAGUAUAUCUUCCAAUCUCGGUUACGGUUUCGCGGUGUGGUUGAACGACAGCACCGCUACCCAAUAUGUGAACUUCAAUCAGACCACCGUCAUCGAAUACUCGCAGAUCUUUCGAAAUAAGGACAUCGGUGUGUUGGUCGGCAAUUCAACCGGCGACUCGUACGUGAAUAUAACCGGCAACUGGUUCAACACCAGUCUGGAGACGGCGCUGCAAGUGGAGUCCAGUUGGAGAAAAGAUAACGGACUGCUGAGACUGCAAAUCGGACACAAUUCGUUCAUCAAGAACGCAAAGUUUGGACUCAGGUUGUACCCGGCGCUCAAUCUCCACGCCACCAUAGAGUACAAUCACUUCAAAGAGCACGCGAGCGGCGGGAUCCUCAUUAGGAAUCCGCUCUAUGAGGAGUUCAACAUUCUGCCCGCCGACAUCGUGAUUCGAUACAAUGAAUUCCACUUCAAUCAGGGCACCUUCGUGGUCAGCAUCGGUCUGUCGCCUUACAGCGACGUACAGCAGUUGCUGUUCACCAGGAACUUCCUGCGGGACAAUCGCGUCCGGGAGCUGUUCGACACCAGCGGUACGUUGAACGUCAAGCUGAUACCGCGCUCCAGAGUGGCCGCCGUCGUCGUCGUGUCCUCGAGUAAUGUCGAGGUCUUCCGUAACAUCCUCAAUAAUCCCGAGUCGCGUUACGAGAUCGGCUCUCAGCUGGAAGAUCAGAGCAAGGUUAUCAAUUGCACGUACAACUGGCUGGGAUUCAGCGACGAAGAGAAGAUAUUCGACCGGCUGUUCCAUAGGAAAGACAGAUACAAUCUCGCCAAGAUCAGAUACCUGCCUUACUUGCUGCACAGCAGCAAUCCCAACGCGAACACCAUUAUCUCGAAUCCGACGUUCGUGGCGCAGUUCGUCACACCUGGCACAAAUCUCGUCGGUGGCGAGGUCGACGGUCAGGAGGAGCUGAGAGCCGGAGAGUACAUCGUCGAGCGCGACAUCAACGUGAGACCAGGCGGCAAACUAAUCCUGCAGCCGGGUGUCACGUUACGCUUCCCGCCGGCUGUGGGCAUGAUGGUCGCUGGCAAGUUUGACGCACGUGGUAAAGGCCCUAACAAUAUCUUGUUCACUCUCAAGGAAGAGCUGGUCAUGGGGCCGGCUAACAGAACCGAAGAGGAGGAGGAGGAGGAAUACAUGAGUUCCGCCGACAAAACGGAGUCCGUUCCAGUGCGGCUUCUCGGCGGCCGGACGAGUCUCGAAGGAAGACUACAGGUAAGAAUCAAAAAUAAAUGGGGAACUGUGUGCAACUACGGAUGGACGAUCCUGGACGCGUCGCUAGUCUGCCAUCAGCUGGGCUACAUCCUCGACUCUGACAACUGGUUCAUGGAACGCUCGCAAAUCCCGAACGCGGGGAUCAACGAGGACAUACUCUUCAGCAACGUACGUUGCACCGAGUACGACAACGACAUAACGAAAUGCCGGGCGGAGAAGCAGUCGGACUUCGAGAACUCGUGCACUCACGAGAACGACGUCGGCCUCAGGUGCUUGGAGCCGACAUGGGCAGGUCUCAGGUUGGGACCGCUGGCUCAGAGAAGCGACCUGCAGUACCUGACGAUCGAGAAGGCGGGCUUGCUGGAUUACAGAACAAAUUCCUUCAAGCCAGCUCUGCAAAUCGAUUUCGCUCGGCACUCCUUGGACGGUGUCAAGAUCGUCAAUAAUCUGCAAGACGGUCUAGGAGUUUUGUACUCAGACAUUUACUCGGCGGACGCGAUAAACACCGUGAUGAACAGCGACUUCUCGCUGAACGGCGGCAGCGGCGUCAGUUUCAAGCAACUCGGUAUGAGGAUCAUCAGCUCGAGAAUCGAGGGCAACAAGGUCGCCGGAAUAAGGCACAAUCCCGCGCUCUCGGCCGUGCAACAGAGAGAAUUCGCGGGUUGGUUCUUGCGCGCGCCCGACACCACCGUCGACUCUCCGUACGAGCCUAUCAUUCUGCCGGAAUCGAAUCGGAACAUCGAGCUCGCCAAUGGCGAAACAAAGUACAUCGUGACGUCCAAGGUGGCCGGCGAGGCCGCUCGUCGUAUCAUUAAUAUUAAAUGCACUCCGGGUUACGUCAUCGGCAUUCAGUUGCUGAACCCGAUAGAGAAUCGCAGCACGGAACAGAUAACGCUGUACAACUCGCAGCGUUUCCAGAACAAGAAUCAAAUUAGUUGGCACGUGAAGAGAGAUCUGAGCGUGUUCCCCGUGUCGUCCAGCUCCUUCGUGGUGAUCUUGGAGUACGAGAGCGGCGAGAACGCUCUCGGUGGAGUAGUCAUGGCGAUCACGUCGCUCUUGUCUCCGGUGCAGAAUAUUCCCAACAAAAUCGUCAGCGGUCCCAUACCCUCACUGGUAGUAACGAAGACGCAGAUCAAGAGCAACCAGAAGGGCGUGUUCGCGUCCUACUACAACCGGUACCUGAACGAGAUCGGGGACUACUUCCUGCGCAAGGCCAACGAGACCAUCCAACUGGUCGACUGCGAGAUCUCGCACAAUCGCGAGGAGGCCGUUUACGUGUAUUCGCCGUACUGGAACAUUUACCAGUCCAACAUAUCCGAAAUUUCCAUUCACAUCAACAGCAGUCUGAUCACGGACAACGGCAAAGGGAUACACCAGUUCAGUCGCGACGCCCGGCACUCCAACAACCUCUUCCACUGGAUAAUGCAGGACAGCACGGUCGAGAGGAACCACGGCGGCGGCUUCGAGGUGCUGCUGCCGGACGUGUGGCAGUACAACGAGAAUUUCACGCACUCCUUGUACUUCGGCAACAACACCUGGCGGAACAACGAGCACUUCGGCUUCGUGGUGGACGGUCACUUCGCGCACCUCAACAUCUCCUACAAUCGCUUCGACAGUAACCGCUGCAAGACCGGCCUGAUAUCCGUGCGUGGCAUGGAGAAGCGGAUUCGCAUCGACCAUAACCGCAUCGACGGCAACAGCGGCGCUUACAUGGUCGAAUUUCGCGCAGACAGUCAGUCGGAGAUCCUCGGCAACGUGGACGCACGAUUCUACCACAACGAGGUCAAGCGAAACACGUACGACGUCGCCAGCACAGAGCCGCGUCGCACAUUCGACGAUCCCAGCUACGUCGUCGGCUUCCACGGGAUACAGAAGGUGCGCAUCAACCGGAAUCUCUUCGGCGAGAACUCGCUCGAUUACGAGCUGCUCGCGGGCAUCAGGACGGCCAAGAUUAACAACGAGGUGGACGUUAUGGAGAACUGGUGGGGCACCACGGAGGAUGCCGGUAUAAAACGAAGAAUCUUCGACUUCGACGAUUGGAACGACCACGCGGUCGCCAAUUACCGGCCAUAUCUGAUGAGCGACUCGUUGGAUGCUUCCAUUUCCGCAUCGUGGAAUAUCAAUGAAGAGAUCGACCUGGACAAUCUGGGCGGUCGCAUAGUCGAGAGCCUGUCGUUGCACGCGAGACCACAGCCCUACGUCGUCCGUUCCGACAUCACCGUCAUGCCGGAAGCCACUCUGUACAUCUAUCCCGACGUCGUGAUGGAGUUCGCGCCUAACGUCGGCAUUUUGGUCUUGGGGACGUUGAAAGCCGUCGGCGUGGCCGGCCAUGAGAUUAUAAUGCGGCCGAUGAAGCGAGCGGCUGCGAACAAUUCAGCGUUCACCAACGCGACGCCGAUCAGGAGAUCCGCUAAUCUAGCCAAUCUCCUCGCGAUGCCGCGCGAGAGGAUCCGUUUGUGCAAAGACGGCCAGUGUUCCGCAUCGUACAAUGAAGGCUUCUUGGAGUACUUUAACAAAACGACUCUGCAGUGGAUCCCCAUAUGCGACGACCGCUUCACCGAGCGUAACGCUCAAGUAGCAUGCCGGCAUCUCGGCCACGACACCCUCAACGUCUACGUGUCGUACGACCGCAGGUAUGAGCUGCAUCCCGGUUCGCUGACGCGCGUCUGGUCCUGGCCGGAACCGUUGCAGUGUACUGGGAAGGAGCAAGAUCUCGAGGACUGCCAAAUUCGGUUGAACGGCCAGCUAUUCGGCCAUCGUCACGAGUGCCCGUGGGACGGGCAGUUCGUCUUCCUGCACUGCGGCGAGCGCAACCUAGACAACGAGCACGAUUACUGGGGCGGAAUACGUAUCGCCAACAGCGAAUUCGAGCAUCACCUGUACGAACACCGCAUCCACGACAUCGUGACUCACGAGACCAUGAAGCGCGUCGAGUCGGUGCUCAAGUACAUCAACAUCACCGGCGCCGGGAUCCUACACUUGGAGAAGUCAUCCGCCGUGCAGUCGAUCAUGAAAUCCCCGGCGAUGAUGCGCGUCAAUAUCGACCGUAGCGCUUAUCACGGUAUCAACGUCGUAUCACCCACGCACACGGUGGAAUUGUUGUUCAAUACGAUCACCAAUGUCCUCGGCAACGGCGUGAACAUACUCUCUCUGACGGGAGAGGGUCGCGAGGCGGACGAGAGCUCGUUCACGCCGCUUAAGGACCUCAAUAUUCCGUAUCACUUGUUCAGCAUGGUCGACAUAUGCGACACCACCAAGGAGAUCACGAUCGAGGAGCGUGUGCUCGUCUACUACAAGUACGACAACUACCCGGUGAACUGUGUCAAGAUCUUCCGCAGCGUCUACAGGGCUAAGCCGUUCGGCUUCAGGCUCUUGCAAUUUAAUUUGUACAACUCCACCGGCAAGCCAGGUCGCGCCGACGGUAUAACUCUGUACGACGGCGACAUUUACAACAUCACCUCGAAGAAGAUAGGCCACUUAGAGGUCAACACUCCUGACGAGAAGAAACUGUUCAGAACGCAGGAGCCGAGCAUCAGCGUGAGGUUCUUCGCUAACGGCGCCAGCAGCACGCACGGAUUCAUCGCGGAGAUCGUGACUCUCCCGAUAUCCGCCAUUGGCUUCAAUCGCGACGUACAGCACAACGUGUCCUAUUCUGUAAUAGCGAAUUGUCGCGAGGGCGCCGUGAAGUACGCGAAUGCCGGCGAGGUGAAUGCCAUAAUGACGCUCGAGCGCAAUCAGUUCGUGAACAAUUGCGACAAGCUGUACGGCAACUUCUCCACGUGCAAGUCCGCGCUGUGGUUCGACGUCCAGAACACGCAGUCAUUUUACUUCAGGAACAACUUGGUGCAACGGAACCAAGGCGGUCUUUCCAUUCGCGCCGACUCCAGGGGUUUGGCCACGUCCCUCAAGGGAUGGGUUCACAAUAAUCUCUUCACCGAGAACUUCAACAAGCCCGCUUUGUACGUCGAGGGUCGCCGGAGCAGUCCCUACCAAGAGGUGACUAUAUUCAGGAAUUACUUCACUAAGAACAACGCUCCCUACGAGAAUAACAUCGUGCUGAAGCAAGUGGUCAGCAACAUGUCGUUCAAUUAUCUGCACGGCAACCUCGGCAUGCACUUGCUCGAGAUCUCGGGCUUCGAGAUGGUCCGCCUGCAUAUCUAUCAGCGCACGUUACACAACGGCUUCUACAAGAACUACGCGGUUGAUCGCGAAGGCCGCAGCACCAUCAUCGCCGGCACGCCCGGGCAGCAAUACAUCGACAACGUGUUCUUCAAUCCUGACAACGAUUACGAGAUGCUGACGACCAACAGGUCUCAGGAUCUGCAGAUGUGGAGGUCUCACGUGGACGCGCGGCACAACUGGUGGGGUUACAACGAGACGCUGGCGGUGGCGGGACGCAUCAGGGACCGCAGGGACUCGCCUGAGCUGUUGCAGGUCGAUUUCCAACCCUUCCACAUGAACAACAAGUCGGUGUUGAGCGGCAAAUGCCCGCCCGCCUGGGACCUCGUCGGCGACACGUGCUACAUACUGAUCGGGGCGCCGAUGGACUUCUACAGCGCGCGGGACUUCUGCAGGUCGGCGAACGCGUCGAUGCCGUUCAUCAUGAGGGACUACCUGGAGCUCUGGAGGUUCGCCCGCAAGCAGCAAGAACGAUUCGACUACUCGGAGCGCGUGUGGGUGCAGCAGCUAGAGCGCGUGGACCAAUGCACGGCGUUCACAUAUCAGAACAUCGAAAUCGACCAUUGCGCACAGCCGAAUCCGUUUAUCUGCGAGAUCGAUCCCAGAGUCAAUAUCGACCCGUUGUCCUGGAGGAAGGACAUCGUCGCGGUGGGAGUCCUAGGAGCCGUCGGCUUCGCGCUUGCAUUGCUGACCAUGGCCAUCGCGCUCUGGGUCUCCAAGUCGAAGAAGCGCAAGCUGGAGAGACUGGAGCGACGUAACUCCAUCAGACAGUCCCUGCACUCCCUGCGAUCGGUCGGCUCCACGACCGGCUUCACGGAGCUCGCUUACAGGCGAAAACCCAUCGCGACUAAACACUCCACGGACACACUGAACUCCAAGUCAUUAGACUAUCGGCGCAUGUUAAAUGGCGGCAGUCUGGAUUCGAUGGACAAGUCGCAGUUGAACUCCUCGAUCGAGGACACUCAGAGCUACGACGUGUACGAGGCGCACAAUCCGCGCUACUCGCCCAGCACCAGCGACUUCAAGGGCACCAGCCACCACAAGUACGGUACUACGCAGAGCGUCGACAAUCCGGUGUUCGACCUGGCGUAUCGCAACGAGGGCUUCCGCAAUCACUCCACCUUCGCUGCGAGGAACGCGGCCGCAGCCGCCGGCGCCGUCGCCGACAACACCGACUGGGUCUCGCAGCCGAACGUACAAUCGACCUCCCAGGACAGUCCCACGACGGAAGGCAACAACGAGAGCUCGUACCUCAACAACGCUUCCACACUGCCGUUGCACUCCAGUCUCGCGCUCACCGACUCGAUAAGCGAGCUGAAGCAGGACAUUGAGGCGUCGGCUGCCUAUGACCCUGUGGACUACGACUCGAGACGCACCUACGACACGGCUACGUUGACGCCCAGUCAGGCGUCGGAGCCGGUGCCGGAGUACCCGUCGGACUUCCAGCCGCCGAUACCUCCGCAUCCGUAUCGUUACGAAGACAGCAGCAGCAGGCCCAGGAGCGAGACGCUCUUGGAGACCAACUUCGACACGAGCGAAGAGCGGCCGCUGCGCUCCAAGAGCGAAGUCCUGCUCGAGACUAACCUGGACGCCUUCCUGGUCAACGAGCCGACGGAACUCACGCAGUUGUCGGCGGCGGCACGCAGUAAGAGCCAGCCCUUGGAAACGGCGAUGUGAGGGGGUAGCUGCACGUCGAUGACUACAUGAUGACUACACACUAGUUGGACCAGCGUCGUCCAACGGUUCAGGCACCCAGGUGUGCCGGGCCUCAUAUGUCCUCGUGGUGACAAGUACUGCCAGCUUACGCUGAAGAUCGCACAAUGAAAGACUUUUCCAGGGAGAGCACUGAGAGCCGCGCUUCUAAAGUCGUCUCUUGGAGCUUCCCCGAUAGCACAGAUGUUUAGAAUGUGUUUUAGAGACAUCUGGAAGAUGUCUAAAACGAGUAAGAUAUAGUUUGAACAUUGCUGAGGCGACGUUUAGAUGUUGUCUGGGUUGCCUCAAGCGAAAUACUCAGAUUUGAAUUUUCAGAAUUAAACGUAAGUUUUUCGGUUUGUGUAUGUGUGUGCGAUGUUAUAUCUGUAAUCGCGACUCGCACAAUUGAAAGACUCACGUCUAACUCUAAGUACGGAUUUUGCAGGUUUGUAGGAAUAGUUAUCACAUUUCAAACUUGUCUCGCGUGAGAUAUUCAGGUACAAAGUUAGAUCCAAGUUUUUCGUUUGAACCAUGUGAUACACGCGACACUUUUUUAUAUUUCCAAUCGCAUUCAACUGAAAGAUUCACGUCUGACUCUAGAUUGAAGUCUGGAUAUUUUACUUUAGAUGAGUUUUAAGAAACGACUGUCAGUACAGGCUUGAGGAUGCCUCAGGAUGUCUUACAGACAUCUCUGAGAUACUAAGACGUCCCGCUGAGAUUUCACGCUGCACGACGAGUCGCGUUCGUCCGCGAGUGCAAUCCGAAUUUCACUCGGCGAAUCGUUAUUUAUUGCAACAAAGUGCUACUUAAUCCCAAUUACGUCGAUUAGGCUCAUUAGCGUUAUUUAAUAGACUAUUGAUGACGAGACAGUUGACACGGAGCGAGUGAUACAAUUGUUUCAGAUAAGCUUGUAGAUACUUUGUAAGGACAAUCGAUCGAUAAUGAAAUUCUCUUUAGGUACUAACGUGUUAUGCGAUGAUAAAUAUUAAUCAUCGGAGGGAGGGAGCUUUUAACUAUAAUUUUCUACUCGACAUAAGCGAUGUGUAAGAGCUGUACAAUUUAUAGUAAUUUUACUGUCGUUACGAAGCUGUGAGACUAGAGAGACCUCAUGUAUUCUUAAUCAGCAUUAUCGUCGACAUUGUUUUUCGUCGAAUCAUUAGCGAGUCUAUAUUUAACAACAGGCAACGAGUUGCACGUAUCGGAUUGAUCGAAGGGUUCGUUCGUUCUUCGCAGUAGAAGGAAGCAAGAUUUCUUUCUCUCUCUCUCUCUCGUCAAUCCGAUGUUUUACACCGUGAGAAGCUGGGAGUUACCAAGAGUAGCAAAUUUUAAACUGUGUUUUGCAACAACUUACACUGCCAAGUGUGUCCAAUCCGAGCCUAUUUCGGCCAGCCGUAGGGUUGCCAGAUUUGAGAAUUGAAAAAUCUAGAAAGGCUUCCAAAGCAAAAAAAAAAUGCGGAGUUUGUAAAAUACGUAGUUUGUAAAAUUAUAUUUUUCGAAGAAUUUAUCAAUGGCUAAGGAAUGUCUGAUAUAAUCUGGAAAUUUUUUUUUUAUAUUAGCUGGGCAGCUGGAUGGUAAAAUCUGGACAUCUGGCAACUCUAGCUAGGCGAGACGUACGUAACCCUCUCGCGAGUAUCGAUAUAGCUUGUUAAGUCAAUCGUGUCUCUUUGUUAAGUAAUAAUAUCCGACGAGGGUGUAUCGACGCUACUCGCGAACAUCGCGCCACGGGGUUGAUUAUUAACACACGCCGCGGUGUUGCGAGUGUUACGAGUGUUCUGGGUCGCGCGGAGCGGUAACUUUGCGCGCUAAUCGAUAGACUUAAUUGCUGCCUCCUUUUUUAAGUAAGGUGAUCUCAGCCGACUCGUCGUUGUCAAGAACACUUUUAUAUACCUGCCUUUACAGAACAAAGUAUCCGUCCGUAGCAUGUAAGUUUAGCGGAGCAAUAACGCAGGGUGUCCAGGCCGAAUUUUCGCUACACGCUAUUUGCGAGGGGUUUCUUCAGAUUUUCUUUUCUCUCCGGGACGUGCGUCCACCUGAGACAUCCUGUACGCGUGUAUGUGUGUAUGCAUGAUAUCUGGUACCUACGGCCGAUCAUUUGUGACACGGAAUGUAUGCUCGAAUAUUGUCGCAAAAUCGCUCUUUUAAACAGCAACGUCGGACAACGAAACCGAAAAAUUCGGACGAGUCCAACGAAUGAAGGAAGAUGAGAAUUUAUCAGGUCACACGUUGCCUCGUAGGUACUCGCGCGAGUGGGACAAUGAUAUCACAAGGCUGCCUUAUGUACAUUUCAGAAAUAAAGCGAAUAAACCAAGUGAAUCGAGCGAGAGAA
Harpegnathos saltator (Jerdon's jumping ant) is the source of this 12436-nucleotide messenger RNA. It is a transcript of the gene bark, whose product is annotated as C-type lectin domain-containing protein bark beetle. Gene Ontology annotation, cellular component: membrane. Bases 1165 to 10095 code for a protein of 2976 amino acids. The transcript has 20 exons. Gene Ontology annotation, biological process: cell-cell junction maintenance. NCBI's taxonomy places the organism in Eukaryota, Metazoa, Arthropoda, Insecta, Hymenoptera, Formicidae. The record is from RefSeq and is a predicted model, not a curated record.